This is a messenger RNA of Owenia fusiformis, 2502 nucleotides long. The record is from the annotation of a GenBank genome assembly. Lineage: Eukaryota; Metazoa; Annelida; Polychaeta; Sabellida; Oweniidae.
CAAAUUGCGUGGGUGUUAUUUGUUUAGAAACAUUGUAAUCAUUAUUUAUAAUUAUAGGACAUGAGUAACACAUAAAAUGUGAAAAGUGAUGUGAUUUAUUGUUUGAACAUUUCAUUAAGAAUUAAAAAUUAACUUUCAAAGUAUAUCAAGGGUAAUGAUAUGGAAUUUGAACUACCUAAAUAAAAAGCAGAGAGUCUAAUUUAUCUUUCAAAUAUUGUGAAGGAUCAGGUGAACUAAGCUAAUCAAAUGACCACAAUUUAAUUUUCAAUUAUGGCAGUUGGUAGAUUUAGACAAAGCUAUAGAGACAAGAAGGCUGUUUUACGACCAACAUUGAUAAUCACUGAAAUUGUACGAUGGCUAGUAAUUGCAACAAAUGUACUCCUUGCAGUAUGGAGAUAUGGAGAAAUUAUGGGAUAUACAAUAUUUAUCCAAAAUGUUGAUGUGAGAAGCCAAUUUUGGGGUGUAACUGUCGGAUUAUUUUUGCUGGGAUCUCUUGUUCUGUAUCUGCCUUUAAAAUUGGUGCUUCUCUUAGUGUGCUACAAUGCAAGACAUGCUCAUGGAUGGCGUCCCUCUAUACUGCUCUAUUCUAUGAGUGUCCUUCCUUGCUUCAUACUCAUACUGAUAGCAGUCAGAUCAAAGAACUUGACAACGUUUGAUGAAUGGACCAUAACUGUGAUGCAGGUAGUUGUAUUUGGACUGACAAUCACCGAGUGGAUGGCUAAAUUACGUGAAGAACCAUUCAGUUAUAAUCUCAUCAGCGACAUGGGGACAGACUUCUUCACAGCAUAUGAUAUCAUUGAGAUGCUUAUGGUGGCUGAUCAUAAUAGAGAUGUGUUCACCUCCCACUGGUUGUACAUUACAUAUGGUGUGGGGUUCCUGGCAUUUUUCAAAUACGUUCCUAUACCACCUGUUCAUGUCUGCAGUAGUAGUGCUGCUGAUGUCACCAAGAGGGGGACCGUCAUCUACAUCUUGGUGAACAUGUUCCUUCAGGAUAUCCCCUUUGUGGUGGUCAGGUUUACAAUCAUGGGGCUGUAUGGGAUGAAAGCCAGUGAUUUCAUCCAUCCAGUCAAAAAUGUCGUCUUUGUUAUGAUAUACAUUUUUCAGCUUGUCCUUCUCUUCUCGAACAACAGAACCACUUCUGCCGCUGGAAUAUCCUUCCAAAGCCUCGUUUUAAAGGCCCAGUCAGUAAAGCGGAGAGAAAAGGACACAACGGCUGAAGAAAGAUCAGCAAAAUGCAAUACACUUCCAGAAAACAACAAUAUAACUGUAGAAUUGGAUGCACUUGAUAGGCACUUAGAUGAUGAACUAAUGAAGUCUGGUGUUGAGAAUACUGGAUUUAAAAGCGAUGAUCUCCAAACAGAGGAUUUAACAAACAGAACUGGUAGUUUACAACUGAAGGAUUUACCAGGUAGUGUUGAAAAUUCACAAUUGCAGAAAUUGCCAAACAGAAGUGCCUCAAUGCCAAGACCAGAUUAUUGAGUGGAUAAGACAAUAUACAUGUAUUCAUGUUUAACCAUGGGUAGCUCGGAUUAAGACUAAAUUUUCAUAAUGUAAGGGAGUUUAUUUGCAGGAUUCUGUUACUCCUAGUUCUGAUGCUUUAGCAUUGACCAUUGGGUUGGAUUAAAAAUGUAUUUUUGUGACUGAAGUCUUGCACAGUGUAUAUCAAAACAUAGUUGUAAUUGGAUUUUUAAUUUUCCAAUUUCAAAUGUACAGCUGUUACUAUGAUCUUUAUUGAAAGUAUUUAUAGAGUCAGCAUGUCCCGGGCUGCAUGUAUAAAGUGCAAGUACAUGGUUCUCAUCACUUAAAAAUUUCUACAGAAAAUAAUCAUAAUAUGUGCAACACAUAAUUCCUAACAAUAAAGCUGAUACAUGUACAAAUGUAGAUACGAAUGUAGAUAACUCAUACGUCAUCACUUUUCUUAAACCAAAAAUGACAAAACAAGUUUUUCCAUGUAGAUAUGAUAGUUUAUUGGCAUAUAGUAUGUCUUGUUGACCAAUGAGUGAAAACUCUCAUAAAAUUCAUAUGUGUUUUAGGUUCUUCUCCCAUAAAAAAGUGUGAAGUCAUUUUCAUGGGAAAGGGCCUAAAUCUGUUAAUUGAAUCUUAGUGAGGGCAUAAUAUAAUGAUAUAUAACAAGUACAGAUAACUGCGUCUACACACAGAGUGUUAGCACCGAAAAACAGCAACACAAAAAUAGCUUUCCAUGUUGAUUAAAAUUAAAUGUAUUUCAACUGAAAUUUCAUUGUUAUUUAUACUUUAAUAAUUAUACAUGUAAAACUUAAUUUUUCACAUCAUAUUUCUUAUAAUUCAUAGGCAAAACAUCAAAUGUCAAUUAAUUUGUGUGAAACAUGAUAAAAUAUUUUUGUGCUACUUUACUGUUAAUAAUAUCUGUUUGGAACCAAGGACCUGAGGUAUCAAUUAUAGCAGUUUUACAUUAACACAAAGACUCUCAGGAUUCUACACUAUCGAGGUAAACAUUCAGUAUAUAGUCAUCCACACACCCCU